Messenger RNA from Oncorhynchus mykiss (rainbow trout), 2112 nucleotides. RefSeq names its product synaptotagmin Vb (gene syt5b). NCBI's taxonomy places the organism in Eukaryota, Metazoa, Chordata, Actinopteri, Salmoniformes, Salmonidae. The record is from RefSeq and is a predicted model, not a curated record. Gene Ontology annotation, molecular function: clathrin binding; calcium ion binding; calcium-dependent phospholipid binding. Gene Ontology annotation, cellular component: synaptic vesicle membrane; exocytic vesicle; dense core granule. Gene Ontology annotation, biological process: synaptic vesicle endocytosis; calcium ion-regulated exocytosis of neurotransmitter.
CACUGGAAUAUUCACGAAGGAAGGAACGAUGGGUGUGUGAGGGUUCCCAAGGGCCAUUUUGACACAAAAGUGGUUUAUUCCAAAUUGAUGAUAUAAAAGACAGAGGGGAAAAUAUUAACAGCUGGAAUGAGGAUGGCCAGUGUGCAGUUCCGGACCCGUCGGGCUGCGGAACCGGCAGAACCAGAACCUGAACAUGAAAAAGAGCCAGAGCAAGUAGAGGAGCCAGCUGCCCACGUCCCUCCAGCACACCACCCCGGCCACCACAACUAUGACCACAUGAAGAACAAGUUCAUGAAUGAGAUUGGCCAUCUGCCACUCCCUAUGUGGGCAGUUGGGGCCAUCGUCGUGGUGGUGCUGGUGUUGGUAGGAUGCUGCACCUUCUGCCUCUUCAAAAAAUGCUUUGGGAAAAAGAAAAAAACAAAGAAAGUGAGGGAGAGGAAGGCUGGCCGCCGGAGGAAGGCAGACAACGAAGGGGGAGGAGAGGGUGGCGAUAAGGAAGAAGGGGAUAAGAAAGAAGGGGAAGGAGAGGAGAAGGAGCAGGAGAAGCUGGGGAAACUGGAGUUCUCCUUGGACUACAACUUCACAGAUGCCCAGCUUAUAGUGGGUAUCCUCCAGGCUCAGGAUCUAGCUGCCAUGGAUAUGGGGGGUACCUCAGACCCCUAUGUAAAAGUCUACCUGCUCCCAGACAAAAAGAAGAAGCAUGAAACUAAGGUCCAGCGCAAGAACCUGUGCCCGGUUUUCAACGAGACCUUCAUCUUCAAGAUCCCGUACACGGAGUUGGGAGGGAAGAUCCUGGUGUUGCAGGUCUUCGACUUUGACCGUUUCUCCAAGCAUGAUGUGAUUGGGGAGAUAAAGAUCCCCAUGAACAGUGUGGAUCUGGGACAACCAAUGCAAUGUUGGAGGGACCUGGAGAACAGUGAAAAAGAAGAGGCAGAGAAACUGGGUGAUGUCUGCAUCUCCUUGCGCUACGUACCUACUGCUGGCAAACUCACUAUCAACAUCAUGGAGGCCAAGAACCUAAAGAAGAUGGAUGUUGGUGGCUUAUCAGAUCCAUUUGUGAAGAUUGUUCUGCAGCACAAUGGGAAACGAAUCAAGAAGAAGAAGACAACUGUCAAGAAGAACACACUCAACCCUUACUUCAAUGAGAGCUUCAGCUUUGAGAUUCCCUUCGAGCAGAUUCAGAAAGUGCAGGUCGUCAUAACAGUGUAUGACUACGACAAGCUUGGGAGCAACGAUGCAAUCGGGAAGACCUUCAUGGGUUACGGUGCCACAGGAGUUGGUCUCAAACAUUGGUCCGAAAUGUUGGCCAAUCCCAGACGUCCAGUUGCCCAAUGGCAUGUCCUCUGCCCAGAGGAGGAGGUGGAUGCAGCUCUGAAGGUCCCACCUCGUUAAUGAUCCCUCAACAUCCUUGGAUCAUUAAUGUUAUCCACGAGGAAAGCAAAACAUUUUGAUAUGUCUUUCAGUGUUAUUAAGACCUCUUUGUAUGUUUGCCUCUGUCUGUUUUUCUGUCAUCUCUUUUUGGCGUACUUUUUUUUGUUAAGUGGGUGUGUGUUUGUACGCGUAUGUUUGUACGUGUGUGUGCAUGUGCACGCAUUGCAGCAUGAGCGUUCAUGUGUUUGUGUCUCUGACGCCAUUGGAUGUUUUUAAAAUUACCUGCAUUUGAUUUGUCUGAAUGUUCAGGACUGAUUAUAGCCCAUACUAUGUUAUUUUGUUUUAUAAAACACCCCUCUGUUGGUUUCUAAAUGUAGGCCUAGAUGUAAAAAAAUCAAUAUUAUAAACAAAUAUGUCAAAUAUGCACCCUUGUUAUAUGGCCUUAUAGGCUACAGACAAUCAGAUGAAGGAAUUCAAUUGUUUUUUGACUCAUUGACAACCUUCCGUUCCGCACACAUAUACUACUUCUGAUUUUGUGAACUGUCAUGUAGGCCUACAUUAAAAACAUAAUUAGUGGCAGUGGUUAUAGUUAGAAUUAAGAUUGCAUUAUGUUUUGCUUGAUGGUCGUAAGAUACUUCAACUAUACUGAACCCAAAUAUAAACACAACAUGGAAAAUGUUGGUCCCAUGUUUCAUAUGCUGAAAUAAAAGAUCCCAGAAAUGUUCCAUAUGCAUUUCUCUC